AUGACAGAGACACCUCCAAACACUGAAACCAUUGAUUCAAAUAUGCUUUCCAAUCUUGAGACUAACCCUCACAAUCCUGCUAGUCCCAAUUACAUCCAGCCUGGUGAAGGAGCUUCUUUCCCACUGGUUCUAGAUUUACUCACCACUGAAAACUAUGUGACUUGGGCAAGAGUCAUGCGUCGAGCUCUUAAUAUAAAAAACAAACUCGGAUUUAUUGAUAGCAUAAUUCUCAAACCUUCCAAUUCUGCAGAUCCUUUGUAUGCUCCUUGGGAACGCUGUAAUGAUAUGGUGAUUGCUUGGAUACAACACUUAGUUAGCCUUGAACAUCGAUCGGGUAUUGUGCGUGUAGAAACUGCUGCUAGUGUGUGGAAUGAUCUUUGUGAACGAUUCUCAAUUCAAAAUGCUCCAAGAAUAUUUCACCAAAUCUUGAAAUUCUCAAUUCAUCUCACCAAAUCUAUCUCCUCACUCACACAAGAUGAUGAUUCGAUAAGUCAGUAUUAUAAUAAAAGUAAGAGUUUUUGGGAUGAACUUGAAAUAUAUGAGCCUAUGCCAUCAUGUACGUGUGGAGCAGUGAAGACAUUAACGGAUUAUACUCAUAGACGCAAGGUCAUGCAGUUCCUCAUGGGACUAAAUGAUUCUUAUGAUUCAAUGCGAGCUCAGAUUCUACUUAAUGAUCCCCUCCCUACUUUAAAUUGUGUUCUAUCUCUUGUUCAACAAGAGGAGAGGCACAGACAACUCCACUCCUCACCAGCACCUAUUGGAAUGGGGACCUGA
This is a messenger RNA of Juglans microcarpa x Juglans regia, 774 nucleotides long. RefSeq lists its product as uncharacterized. The record is from RefSeq and is a predicted model, not a curated record. The transcript has a single exon. NCBI's taxonomy places the organism in Eukaryota, Viridiplantae, Streptophyta, Magnoliopsida, Fagales, Juglandaceae. The coding region runs from base 1 to 774 and encodes 257 amino acids.